AUGAACUCACUGAAGGCUCGUGCCAAAUCCUACUUCAGACGCCCACGCAAGGCGAUCAGCGCCUGUUCUGAGAUCCCAUGCAUGACUACCCUCGCCGGACUCCCCCCGGAGCUAUUAUUAUCAAUAUCCGACUUUCUUCCACUUGUUGAUCUUAUUUGCUUUUUCCUUUGCAAUCAUCGACUCCUCGAGCUGUCUCAGAGACAAAUAAAACGGUUGCCUCCUCCCACAAAAUACAAUAAGCUCUCAAUCUUAAACCGAUUGGAACGAGAUAUUCCAGAAUACUUCGCUUGCGAUUUUUGCUACCUUCUUCAUCGGUAUGAUGGAUCUGAAGGUUUUGGACUCAGCGGAUUACCUCAUGAAAGAACUUGCCGACUCCCGUGUGUCCACAAGGAGUGGUUUUACCUGGACUAG
This is a messenger RNA of Penicillium expansum, 411 nucleotides long. RefSeq lists its product as uncharacterized. Lineage: Eukaryota; Fungi; Ascomycota; Eurotiomycetes; Eurotiales; Aspergillaceae. The record is from RefSeq and is a predicted model, not a curated record. Gene Ontology annotation, molecular function: protein binding. The transcript has a single exon. Bases 1 to 411 code for a protein of 136 amino acids.